AUGUUCAUUGCUUUGCUUAUACUGGCAUCGUUAUGCAGUUUCACUAAUGGAGCUGCUGUGGCAAUAGAUGUUUGCAAUGUUCCUAAGCCAAGAAUGGGACAAAUGCCUGUGCAAAGACCUUCGGUACCUGUUGAGAACUGCCAAGAUCGCGAUCCAUUGGCUUGUUUUGAAUUAUUCAAGCCUGAGGAUAAUAAUCCUCAACUAGGGAUGGUGCUCAUGAAUAACCAGAUGGAGUAA
Dracunculus medinensis (Guinea worm) is the source of this 237-nucleotide messenger RNA. The record is from the annotation of a GenBank genome assembly. NCBI's taxonomy places the organism in Eukaryota, Metazoa, Nematoda, Chromadorea, Rhabditida, Dracunculidae.